Molecule: messenger RNA, 402 nt
Organism: Cetraspora pellucida
Lineage: Eukaryota; Fungi; Glomeromycota; Glomeromycetes; Diversisporales; Gigasporaceae
Source: the annotation of a GenBank genome assembly
AAUCAAAUAUAAGUGACAAAGAGGAACCACAGGAUGAAAUGAAUUCACAAAAUGAACUGGAUUCACAAUAUGAAAUAGAUUUGCAAGAUGAAAUAGAUUUGCAAGAUGAAAUGGAUUCGCAAAAUGAAAUGGAUUCUCAAGAUGAGAGUUAUUUGCAAGAUAAAAUGGAUUCACAAAAUGAAAUGGAUUCGCAAGAUGAAAUGGAUUCGCAAAAUGAAAUUGAUUCCCAAGAUGAGAAGGAGGAUGACAAUAGCGACAGUAAUAAUGAUAAUGUUAUAGAUGAAGAUCAGAUUGUUGACUCACUGAUAGGGAUUGAAGUUGAAGAUAAAAAGAAAUAUUGGUAUAGCAAUCUUUGGGCUGAGUUGCUAUUACUCGGCCAAGAUAAAAUAAUUAUUAACCAAG